Messenger RNA from Capronia coronata CBS 617.96, 1092 nucleotides. RefSeq names its product aquaglyceroporin like protein, other eukaryote. Gene Ontology annotation, molecular function: water channel activity; glycerol channel activity. NCBI's taxonomy places the organism in Eukaryota, Fungi, Ascomycota, Eurotiomycetes, Chaetothyriales, Herpotrichiellaceae. The record is from RefSeq and is a predicted model, not a curated record. Bases 1 to 1092 code for a protein of 363 amino acids. The transcript has 3 exons. Gene Ontology annotation, cellular component: plasma membrane. Gene Ontology annotation, biological process: glycerol transmembrane transport; water transport.
AUGGCUUUCGAGAAGGCUUCACUGUCAUCGACGCCUCCGACUACCCACAACGAACGGAUCCAUGACGAGCACGAGCACCAGCACCAGCACCAGCACCAGCACCAGCACCAGCAUCCAGACCCGUACCGGCGGACGACCGUGCCAGGCCAGCCGGCGUAUGCAGAGCAUGGGCCUCUAGUGGACCACAAGAUCCCGCAAGCAGACUUUGUUCAGUCAGAGCCAGAUCUGCUCUGGAGCAGAGUCCGGCAUUUCUGUCGAGAGCCUUUCUCGGAGUUCUUCGGCGUCUUUAUCCUCAUCUUGUUCGGGGACGGCGUGGUCGCGCAGGUUGUCCUCAGCGGUGGCUUGAAGGGUGACUAUCAAUCGAUCUCUUGGGGUUGGGGCCUAGGAGUAAUGCUCGGCGUAUACUCCAGCGGCAUAUCAGGCGCUCACCUAAACCCCGCCGUCACGUUCGCCAAUUGCGUCUAUCGGAAGUUUCCAUGGCGCAAGUUUCCCAUCUACAUGGUAGCCCAGACCCUAGGGGCCAUGUGUGCAUCCGGAGUCGUGUAUGCCAACUACAAAUCAGCCAUUGACGUUUUCGAGGGAGGGCCCAAUAUUCGCACUGUGCCUGGAUACUCGGGCACCGCCACUGCCGGCAUCUUCUGCACAUAUCCGGCCGACUUUAUGACCAAAACGGGCCAGUUCUUCUCCGAGUUCAUCGCGAGUUGUAUUCUCAUGUUCCUGAUCUAUGCCUUGAAAGACGACGGCAAUCUUGGAGCCGGGAACCUCACUCCUCUGGGUCUGUUCUUCGUCAUCUUUGGUAUCGGCGCCUGCUUUGGCUGGGAAACUGGCUACGCGAUCAAUUUCGCGCGAGAUUUCGGUCCAAGGUUGAUGUCGUAUAUGCUGGGAUACGGGCCGCACGUGUGGACGGCCGGCGAUUAUUACUUUUGGGUUCCAAUGGUCGCUCCGUUCUUCGGUUGCACGUUCGGCGGCUGGUUAUACGACAUGUUCCUCUUCACCGGCGAAUCGCCCAUCAACACCGAAUGCGUCGGUCUGGCUCGCCUGCUGAAAUGGAACAAGAAGACUUGGUCCAAUACGCACAACUCUGAGGUCUGA